AUGUCAUCCUCUAUAUUCACAUCCAGUUCUAUCGCCAGCAGCAGCGCGCGGGGCAGCAGUAUGUGCGGCGGAAGCAGGGGCGUCCUCAGCCGCAGCGCCACCCGCCCAUACCGCCCGUCCACGGGAACAGGCAGUGGAGGAGGCGGAGCCGCGGGCGGCGGAGGAGGGGGAAGGAUUAGCGGCAUUGCGAGGGCGGUUAGUCUAGGGAAUGAUAUGGGGACAGUGGCUGUCCCCGUUAUUGGCAAACAGCAGUUUCAGCAUAAGUCUGGCGGGACAACCCCUGGUGGGAGCAAGGGCACGUCCCCCAUACACGGUGCAGACGGUCCCGUUAUGAGGACGGAGCCUUUCAGUAGAGCAGGCGCCGCUGCAUACCUGCAACGGUUCCAUUCCCCCCAGGUAGCCUCCCCUGCUCCAGCAGCAGGAGCAGCAGCAGCAGCAGGAGGAGUUGCAACAGCAGGUGCAGCAGGAGGGAUUGCGGACACCCCUCCUCGCACGCACGUCCGCCGUCGAUCCGCGGACUUGCGUUCGAACCUCUCCCUCUCGCACUCCUCUUCCGUCCCUGACGGUUCUACAGACGCCACAGCCCCUACCCUGGCUAGAGCCGGUGGCUCAGGGCCUAUCACGCCCCAUCUGCCCGCUUCUGCUUCCGUCCCCAGUGGAAGGGGAGGGGGAGCGAGAGGGGGAGGCGGAGGAGGAGAGGGAGGGUCUACGACGAGCAGUCCGGGCCGGGAUUGGUCGGAGCAGCUGUCUAUGACUGAUGCGCCUUUCCUGCCUGGUAGGUGCCACCUCCCCUCUGCGUUGACCACCCUCCACCAAUCCCCUGCGUUGACCUCCCUCCAACCCUGCGUUGGCCUCCCUCGUGUUGACCUGCCUCCUGCUUCCGCCAUCGUUUACCUCAGCUCAUCGUGCUUCGACCUCACAGCGUGCCCCUCAUUGGCGUUGGAGUGGAACGACCUCUUUUUCGCCGUACAAGACGCCAUGGCUGCGUAUGACACGCUGCUGCUGGCGCCGCUGACCACUGGCGCGCUGCCACGUGGCAGCGAGGUGAAGGAGCUGCAGCAGAUGGCGGAUGAGCUGGCAGGCAUGGCCCGGGACAGGAUGAACGGCUCAGAUGAGGAUCCUCAUCGCAUCCCCCUUUCCGUCACCCCCCCCCCCCCCUUCCUCCUUGUUCCGCCCUGCUCCCCUCUUUCAGGGCGACGCCCGCCGCUGCCCGCUGCUGCUGGUGCGCCUGUUUGCUCUGCGGGUGAAGCAGGAGACGCAACAGCUGUUGACCGUUCCCUGUACGGUCUUGGGAUCACCCACGCUCGCUCCCUCGCCCGCCUUUCCCUCCUGGGGAAGGCCGUUCGCGCAGCAGCAGAGGGGGCAGGAGAGGAGGAUCUCACGGUUCUGAGGGAUAGCCAGGAGUUGGGAGGCGUUCAGAGGAAGGUGGGCGGAGAAGCUGCGGGGGCAGCUGGGGAGGGUGUAUCUGCGUGUAGGGAUGGGCUGGGGGAGGCUGUAUCUGGUGCGGGGGGAGGUGGUGGGGGGAGGGAGGUGCCUCUGCUGGUGUGUCCUCAAAAUGACUGGGCUAGGCUGAGUGCUGAGUGUGACAGUAACAAAGGGGGCGCGUUGAAAGAGGUGAUUGUGUGGGACGAUGGGAUGGGGGAGCUACGGAAUCUGUUCAAGUCAGCAGCAGCUGCUACUGCUGCUGCUGCUGCCGCUGCUCCUAGUCCUGUUGGUGCCGCUGCUGGUGGGUUCAGUAGUGGGAAGGAUGAAGGGGGGGAUGAGAGUAGCAGGGAGGUAUCACCGAGAUCGCCUAGAGGGCCCUUGGCAAGGGAUGACGAGAGCAGGAAGAGCAGCAGCGGCGGCAGCACUGUUGGCAAACCUGCAGCAACCUCACGCGGAACUUUCAAUCAUGGGGCAUCUUCUUCCAUGGCUCAAGGCAGCAGUCGCCCCAACCAGCGCCUGUGCUCACAGAUCUUAUUAGAUCGCAUAUCAGAUCUGAUUUGGUACACCAAGUGGGUGGGUUGUAGCGACCCUGACGACCUCCCACUGGCCUGUAUCCCCUCUGUAGUGCCGGUGACCAUGCUUCUUAACGAGUUGGGCGCCCCUAGGUCUAAGGAAUCCGAUCUGCUCAUGUGUCACCGCUCUGAACUCCUCCGUCUCGUGCUCCCGGACUUUAGGGAGAAAGUGCAGCAGCGAUUGGUGGAGAGGGAGUUGGGUUGGAUGAGCGAGGGCAGUGGGGUAAGAGGAGGGGUGGUAGGAGGAGGAGGUGUAGGAGGAGGGAGAGCAGCAGCAGUGAACGUUAGGGUUUCCAAAGCCGCAGCUGCCGCUGCCGCCGCCGCAGCCGCCGCCGCUGCUACUGCUGCUGGUUCUAGUGGGGCAGGAACUCCCACUGGUCGAUCGAAUCUUCCCGGCACUCCCACCACCCCCUCCGCUGCUGCUAUAGCAGCCCAGCGGGAAGGGAAAAUAGGCGGGCAGAUCGGGAGCACCAUAUAUGAGAGCGGCCGAAGCGACGCCACAGGGCUGUCCCGGCAAAUCCCUUUGGAAGAGAUUUUAGCAGCUACAGACUCGUGGGAUCCGAGGAGAAAGCUUGGAGAGGGCGGGUUCGGGUGUGUCUAUAGAGGGGAUGCUGCUAACGGGGAGGUGUGGGCGGUGAAGCGCGCGAAUACGGUUUCAGACGAGCAGCUGGAGGAGUUUGAGAAAGAGGUGUCAUUCAUGAGUCGCAUGGCCCACCAGCAUCUCGUGCGACUCAUAGGCUUCUGGGCGGACUGUGACGAGCGAAUCCUCGUCUACGAGUUCAUGCACAGCGGCAUGCUCUCCUCUCGCCUCCACCGCAGCGCCUCCCACCUCGCCUCCUCCCACCCCGCUUCCGAAGCCCACGCCAAAGACAGCAAGCCGUUCUUCAAGCUCUACCCGUCAUCUGCCUCGACUAGCAAGGCCGCUUCUGCUGCUGCUGCGCGUGCGUUGGACCUCCCACCUCCUCUGACGUUUGAUGAAAGAGUGAGCAUCGCUGUAGGAGCCGCAGAGGGGCUGCGAUACCUGCACGAUUUCGCUGCCGAUUCUGUGAUCCACCGCGAUAUCAAAUCGGAUAAUAUCUUAUUAACAGAUAAGCUCCAGGCGAAGAUUGCGGAUUUCGGGCUGCUGAAAUCGGCUGAUCUGGGAGGGCCAGGAGGGGGCGGUGCGGGGGUAAGCCACACCCGACUCAUGGGCACCCCGGGGUAUUGCGACCCGGAAUACUCAAAAACCUACAUCGCGUCGGCAAAAAGUGAUGUUUAUAGUUUCGGCGUGGUUCUUUUGGAGCUGAUUACAGGGCAGCGGGCGAUUUUAUCUGAGAAUAGAAAGAAGGGCAUAGCAGGCAGCAUGGCGGCUUUGCUGUGGCUGAGACCGGGCGUGGGGGGGAAGACGCAGCAGCAGAAGGAGAUGGAGAUGCUGGGCUUUAAGAAGAACAAGAAGUCGAGUAUGCGGGCCAUCACGACGCUCGUCAGCUGGGCCAUUCCGCUGAUAGCAGCAGGCAAGCUCAAGUCUGCCAUUCCGCUGAUAGCAGCAGGCAAGCUCAAGUCUGCCAUUCCGCUGAUAGCAGCAGGCAAGCUCAAGGCCGUAGCAGACCCGGUCCUCGGAAACAACUACUCCUGCUCGAACCUGUCGACUCUACGCUGUCCCUUCUCUCCCUCUCGCACGACCCCUCCUUCCCUCCCUUCCCUUACCCCCUAUCCAGGCCAUUCCGCUGAUAGCAGCAGGCAAGCUCAAGCCAUUCCGCUGAUAGCAGCAGGCAAGCUCAAGUCUGCCAUUCCGCUGAUAGCAGCAGGCAAGCUCAAGUCUGUAGUCAACACUAAGCUGUCUCUGGUGUCCCUCUCGCACCCCUCCCCCACCCCUCCAUCCAUCCAGGCCAUUCCGCUGAUAGCAGCAGGCAAGCUCAAGUCUGUAGUCAACACUAAGCUGUCUCUGGUGUCCCUCUCGCACACCCCUCCCCCCACCCCUCCAUCCAUCCAGGCCAUUCCGCUGAUAGCAGCAGGCAAGCUCAAGGCCGUAGCAGACCCGGUCCUCGGAAACAACUACUCCUGCUCGAACCUGUCGACUCUACGCUGUCCCUUCUCUCCCUCUCGCACGACCCCUCCUUCCCUCCCUUCCCUUACCCCCUAUCCAGGCCAUUCCGCUGAUAGCAGCAGGCAAGCUCAAGCCAUUCCGCUGAUAGCAGCAGGCAAGCUCAAGUCUGCCAUUCCGCUGAUAGCAGCAGGCAAGCUCAAGUCUGCCAUUCCGCUGAUAGCAGCAGGCAAGCUCAAGUCUGCCAUUCCGCUGAUAGCAGCAGGCAAGCUCAAGUCUGCCAUUCCGCUGAUAGCAGCAGGCAAGCUCAAGUCUGCCAUUCCGCUGAUAGCAGCAGGCAAGCUCAAGUCUGCCAUUCCGCUGAUAGCAGCAGGCAAGCUCAAGUCUGUAGUCAACACUAAGCUGUCUCUGGUGUCCCUCUCGCACCCCUCCCCCACCCCUCCAUCCAUCCAGGCCAUUCCGCUGAUAGCAGCAGGCAAGCUCAAGUCUGUAGUCAACACUAAGCUGUCUCUGGUGUCCCUCUCGCACACCCCUCCCCCCACCCCUCCAUCCAUCCAGGCCAUUCCGCUGAUAGCAGCAGGCAAGCUCAAGGCCGUAGCAGACCCGGCCAUUCCGCUGAUAGCAGCAGGCAAGCUCAAGUCAGUGGUCGAUCCAGCCCUCGAAAACAACUACCCCCCGGGAGCAAUGAAAGCGCUCGCCAGCGUGGCAGCCAUGUGCGUCCAAAAGAGUGCCGCCCAGCGACCGUCCAUGGCUGAGGUGGCAACUCGCCUCUCCGCCAUCCAGCACAAGGUGCAAGAUUUACAUAUUCAGGGAGAAGAGCCCAAGUAUAACUUCCAGCCCACGCUUGCCGGCCCCUUACCUACUUCUGCCUCUACUGGUGGUGGUGCUGCGGCUGGUGGUGCUGCUGCUGGUGCUGUUGUUGCUGGCCGGUGGGGGAGUGGGGGCGGGGGAGGGAGUGGGGGAGGAGGUGGAGGAGGAGGAGGGGGAGGAGGGUCUGGGUCAGGCAGUAGCAGGAGUUUCAGUAGGACCGUUUCGGCUCCUGCCCAGCGGGUUGACCAGGCAGGGGGUGGUGGGAGUGGAAAGGAGAAGAAGAAGCAUCGGUACCAAGAGGUGGGCAGACCAGCAGGGAGCAAGGAGGGGACGGGAGAGAGUGGGAAGGAGGGUGCUGUUGGAAGGGAUGGGAAAGGCAAGGGGCUGUCGCGGCGGGAAUCGUCUAAAAGCGCGAGUAAAUCCAGUCUGCCUCUGCUUUCUGCUGGUGAUGCUGUAGAGUUUAGCUCGCAACAUGUUACAAACAGAUACAUGGCUGGGGGUGCGGGGGGGUUUUAA
Closterium sp. Naga37s-1 is the source of this 5346-nucleotide messenger RNA. Lineage: Eukaryota; Viridiplantae; Streptophyta; Zygnematophyceae; Desmidiales; Closteriaceae. The record is from the annotation of a GenBank genome assembly.